AUGGUACAAGCAAAGUAUACAAAUGUGUGCACGGAGAACAUGGAACCUGACACCUUAACGCCCCAACCUCCCCCUCCCCUCCCCCCAGAACGCGUCAAGAAGCAGCCGAAGACCCCCUCCUCCCCCCCAGCGAAGCCCCCGGCCGACCCUGCCCCCGAGGUCAAACUCCAGCAGGAAGAUGACCCGCCGUCGCCAGAGGUCGCUAGUGUGGAGGACGCCAAGGGAGCGAAUAGGUAUGUCAGCACUCUGGUGUGGGUUCCCCGUAUGCAUCCAGAGAAGUUCUCCACCACCCUGAUUGUUUCACCCGAGGAAGCCACUUUCACCGAUGCCAUUUACAUCAAGGAUGCUUCCUGUGAUUCCCAUGGCAACAAAGAUGAAGCAAGAAAGCAAUGAAGAUUAUUUUUUAUAGACACUCAUCCAUUGAGCUUCCCGAACAUCAGAUAUGUUGCCAAGAUACCAAGAGCUGCUGCAUGAGGAACACCUUUAUCAUCAAGGCGAAACUGUGACUUCUUACAGCAGUCAAUUCAACGGCAACCACAUGGCCUCCUCAGUCCACUUCACUCCUAUGGCCGUCUCGUAAAAUCUCUGCUUGAGGUCUUUCAAUUUUCUUUCAAUGAGCAGGAUUUAAUGAAUUUUGGAUUGUCUAAAAAUGGAUAGCUGUUGUUUUUUCUUUUUUAUUUAAAAGUGUGAGGAAGCUAUCUGUUUUUGUUUUGUUUUCUCCUUGUACCUUUGAAACUUGUUUUGGUGUGGUAAAUUAAUUUAGGUUCAUAAUCAUUCCACUUAUUAAUAAUUUUCUGACUCACAAUAGAGGUAAUAUCAUGAUUUAACUUUUACCUCUACAAUUUGUAUAAUAUAUAUUUGUUUCUGUAAGUAUAUAUUAAAUUCUUGCUAAUAAUGAUUCACACUAAACUUGAGUUGAAAUUGCCAGCUGGGCCUCGGAUAUUCUUUGAAAGCAAAAGAAUUGAUCUUGACGGGUACUUCUUGUGUACAUGGCACAAGCCUCAAGGCAUCAUUAUACUGGCAAUAUAUAUAUCUAAUGGCAACUAGAAAAACUUUUGAAGGUAAAAAUUGCUAUCAUAAUUAUCAUUCAAUUAAAAUCAUCAUUUUCCCCCCCCUUUUCUGGGCAUAUGCUAAAUGAUAAAAAUAGGAGUCUGCCUGUUGGUGACCCACAAUUUCACAGCUGUAAAUGGCUUCUCCGUAUGGCAUCUUUGAUUCUCUAAGGAAUCAAUGGAUUAUUAAACCAACAUUAUCAUUAAAACUUUUUAAAAAUCUAAUAGAAUUUAAUGGAGAGAAAUUAAGCAUUUGAUAUUACUAAAUACCUAUAUUACCCGACAGUUUUAAAAAGUUAACAUUUGUACAUUUGGUACUGGUCUAUAAUGUUGCUGGGAAAUUCAUUUUCAUUUUUUUAAUAGAAACAGAAACAAUGCAAAUUUCACGUAGAGUCCUAUAUAUAACUUGCAUCUUACAUGUACUAAGAUACCAGUUAUGACUGUAUGCCAUAUUUACCUUCCUUUGAGCAAGUGUCCAUAUGGAUUUUACUAGUUUUCUUACUUUUGAUACUUCUGAUUACAUAUAAAAUGCAGUUCAUUUGCUAAAGGAAGCAUAAUGAUUUUUUUUCUAAUAUACAAAAUGUGUAUAUGAGCUUUACUUUUAAAUCCGCGUACAUAUAAGCUAACCGUUUUCAUGUUGACAAAUGUGGAAAGGUAUGAACGAGAACGAACAUCUUCACAAUACAAGAGAUGUAUUUGACCGGUUUUGAUCAUGUAUUUCUGAUGAUGAUAUAAUCGAAACCGGUCAAAUACCUCUUUUGUAUUGUGAACAUUUUCAUUCUCAUUCAUACCUUUCCACAUAUAAGCUAACCUUUUUAAUAUUAAAAAUUAUUUGAGUUAAGCUGAGGUGUUUAUAUGAAAAUUAUGCUUAGGAUAUAUAUUAUUGUUUGUAUAUCUGUCAUAAAGCAUUCUUAAUUUUCAUAUUCUUGGCUGGAAGCUUUAUUAGUUAUUAAACUACUAUAGUAUGUUAUCACCAUAUUUAAAUAAAUUAUAUGCUUC
Messenger RNA from Penaeus vannamei (Pacific white shrimp), 2048 nucleotides. NCBI's taxonomy places the organism in Eukaryota, Metazoa, Arthropoda, Malacostraca, Decapoda, Penaeidae. The record is from RefSeq and is a predicted model, not a curated record.